This is a messenger RNA of Chara braunii, 2301 nucleotides long. Lineage: Eukaryota; Viridiplantae; Streptophyta; Charophyceae; Charales; Characeae. The record is from the annotation of a GenBank genome assembly.
GCGCCCCCUCGAAAGGAACCUGAGCCUGAACGAAGGAAAGAAGUGGUAGAGGUCCAGGAGGAAGAAGAGGAGGGUGAUGACGCAGAGAAUGAGAGGUUCCGCCAGGAAGAGGACCGGCGAGCUGAGCAGAGGGCCAAGAAGAGAGGAGUUCAGGGAGAGGCGGAGCCGAGCCUGCGCAACGGUGUGCCACGCGGUACUGCUAGAGGAAGGCUUUGACGUGGAGCGAAUGGUGGACAAGCUCCUGGAGGGCCACAAUGAUUUGAUGAAUCUAAAGGACAUCUUGGCGUCGGCACCAAGGCUCCGUGGCGAGCUGAAAGGACGACUCUUACGAAGGUUAGUGCCCAACGUCCACCUGAGCUCAAUUCUGCCCAGGGAGAUAGAGUGGACAGAGGCGGGCAUCAGGAUGGAUUGGAAAUGUGUGGCAUGCGGGUUGGUGGAUCUAAAGGUUCUGGGUCUGCUGGAGGAGCACAACCUGACGGCGAGUGGCCCCAAGUCGAAGCAUUGUAUGAGGGAGGCCACGAUUAUGGGCUUUGUCUGCAAUGAGAAGGGGCGGAGACCAGAUGUGAAGAAAACGGACAAGAUCCUAGAAUGGUCAGUCCUCUUUCAGUUGAUAACGGAUGUGAGGAGCUUCCUUGGGACCUGUGGGUUUUGGAGGAGUUUUGUGAAGGACUUCGCCACCAAGACGGAGCAUUUGAGGAAGCUGGUGCGUAAGGAUGAGGAAUGGGUCUGGGGCGAAGACCAGGAAAAGGCGGUGGAAAGGAUGAAGGGGGAGUUCAAGGAAGGAGUCUUGGUGCUGGGAGCGCCAAAUUAUGAGGCCACGGAGGAAAGGCCAUUCGUUGUCGAGACGGACGCGGGGCCAACUGCCUUAGGAGGGGUCCUGAUUCAGACAGAUGUGGAUGGGAAGGAGAGGCCGCUAAGGUCUGACUUUUCGAAGGCAGCCAUGCAGAGGGGCGGGAGGGACACGCGGCCACGGCAGGGGCCCCAGAGGGUACCAGGAAGGGGCGAGCAGCAUGAGCCGCCUAGGAGGAAGCCUACAUCUGAGUUCAACGGCGAUAAUAUAGAGUUCUUCCUUGACGUGUAUCUGGAUCAUGCGGCACAAAGAGGGUGGUCAGUGGCGGAGAGGAUUCACCACUUGAGGGGUAUCGGGUGGUUUGAGGAGCCAGUCGCUCAGAUAUGUGAGGAGGCCCUGACUUGGCCAGAUGUGGAGGCCGGGAUGCAGAGGUUGAGAGCUUCCCCUAGAGGGCGUGAUGUUGAGCCGACGGGCUAUGUGUCGUUGGAGGAGCCUUUGGACCCCGAGAUGGAGACGGACAUGCGAGACCGAGACGAACCGCAGGAUCUUGAGAUGGCAGCCGAACAGCCGGAUCCGGUACGGGCUCAGGAUGGGGAGGUGAUCACGGUCGGAGACGAUACCCCUCCAUGCUCCCCAAUUCCAGAGCCAGCACAGUGUUCAUGGCCAGAGGAAAUUCCUGAGCCAGGCAGCGAGGAGAUUCCGGAGUUUCCCCCAGAGACCACUGCGGUGCCUGAGCAGGAGGCAGAGAUGGAGGAGCAGGGGGCGGAUGAAGGAGCGAGGAUGGAGGCGAUUCACAAUUUACCUUCAGUUAUGCCCACGACCGAGCGCCCAACUAUCGACGAGCCUGUACUGGAGGGGCUACUGCCGGCAUUGCCAUGCACGAGCGAGAGGGUGGGUGCCGAAGCAUCGACCCCGGAAGGCCAGGGGCCGCAAGGGAGGGGAGCCUCAAGAGAAACCCGCGAGCAGAAGUCCGCCAGAGUGCGAGUCCGUCUCGAUAAGAUACACAGAAGGCAGGCUGAAAUGGAGGCGGCAGGGAUAGAGCCGACGUCGCCGGUCGAUCCCAAAACGAGCAAGCAGCGGAUCAACAAGUUGUGGGCGAGGUACGAGAGCCAGAGGGACGCGGCUCGCCAGAGGUCACGAGGGGCGGGACAGGCGGACGUGGAGGCGGGUGAGCUGAGAGAGAUGGGGGACUUGGGGUUCUCCGCGACUAGGAAGGCGAUUGAGUGUGUGGAUAGGAAGAUAUGCGAGACAGCAGUUACAUCCUUCCAGUGGUAUAGUCUACUCAGCGGUGAGCUCAGGGUCAGAGAGUUGGAGGUGGAGCACCUGACUACUCAACUUGCCGAGGAGAGGGCGAGGAGCCAGGCCAGAGAGGUUGAGUGGGAGAGGAGAUUUGGGGAGAUGGCAGCCAUUCUGGAUAGGCUCUCAGAAGCCUAGGAGGCUAGCCAGACGGGACGAGCCGGUGCCGAUGGCCAGGGCCGAGGGAUGCAGGCUUCGCUGAGUCAGGGAGCAGC